CCUUCCUCUGUUGUUUCGAUGUGUGGCCCCAGGGCCAGCCUUCAGACAGCUGGACGCUGAGCAGAGCAUGAUCCUUCUACACAACCUGACUACACUGUGUAGAGACCUGGACCCACAGGUGUCUGCAGCUCUAGCAGCUAACAUGGGAGACAACAUAAACAGCAACACCAUCGCUGCCCUCGGCAGAGAGAGUACAGGUCUAUCUGAGGGUCAGAUCACCAUGGCACCCGCCAGCGUUCUGUGGGCUUCCUUCAGCAUUCUGAGCACUGUGAUUGGCUGGAACCAGGGCCAGGCCAUGGCCAUCAUCCAAUCACUGAUGCUGUCAGGAGCCGUGAAGAUCAACAGCGCAUCCACCUUGACAGCGCUGGGUUCCCUGGUGACCGGUGUUCCCUCGGCAACCUUAGGCAGCAUCAGCGGCACAGAACUCCUCUACGCGUCCCAGGAUGCCACAUUCAUAACAUACAUGCAGACCGCCCCGACCAUCUUAAUCCAGACUUUCGUCACUCAGUUGAUCACAGUGAACCCUAACCCAGACAGUAUUCUCCAGAACGUCCCAGACAGCAUGUCUCCUGAGAUCCCCAGGUCCCUGCUGCAGGGCUUCUCUCAGAGCAGUGUGGUGGUGGAGAAACUGAACCAGAAGACGUGGAGACACGAACAGGCUGUGUUGUUCUUUGACACAGUGGCUCUAGGAAUUGACAACUCCGACAAUAUGUCAUCCAGCGUGCUCCAGGGCUUCACCUGCACCAGAGUGGCCAGUAUGACCACAACCAAGAUCAAGAAACUGGUCAAGGCCUGCAGGAGGAAGGGCAAGAAGAGGGUCGCACUGAGAGAGACUCAGUUGUUGUCGUACUCAAAGAGACUCAGGUCAGCCUCUCAUCACCAAGCUUAA
Molecule: messenger RNA, 889 nt
Organism: Oncorhynchus keta (chum salmon)
Lineage: Eukaryota; Metazoa; Chordata; Actinopteri; Salmoniformes; Salmonidae
Exons: 7
Biological process (GO): cell-matrix adhesion
Cellular component (GO): cell surface
Source: RefSeq, a predicted model, not a curated record